This is a messenger RNA of Xenopus laevis (African clawed frog), 3824 nucleotides long. RefSeq names its product WD repeat and FYVE domain-containing protein 1-like (gene wdfy1.L). The transcript has 12 exons. Gene Ontology annotation, biological process: positive regulation of toll-like receptor 4 signaling pathway; positive regulation of toll-like receptor 3 signaling pathway. Gene Ontology annotation, cellular component: early endosome. NCBI's taxonomy places the organism in Eukaryota, Metazoa, Chordata, Amphibia, Anura, Pipidae. Gene Ontology annotation, molecular function: metal ion binding. The record is from RefSeq and is a predicted model, not a curated record. The coding region runs from base 278 to 1507 and encodes 409 amino acids.
AGGCCCCGCCAACGCUAACGACAGCACUGACAGAUAGGACCAAAUCUGCAGUUCCGCUUUCAGAUAUUUUUGUCCUUUUCAGUCAAAUAAGCAGCAACAUUGUGUCAUACUUUGCAGGUCUGGAUUCACUCGUCGUCAUCCUUUCAACCUCACACAACCUCGCCAGCUCGUUUCUGCGGCACGCUAUUCGCUACAUUACGGUGAAAGGGCUCGUAUGCAAAUGCGCAGCUAUCACAAGAGUUACGGCCAGGCUCUUGCUUGAGUCACAUGAUCAGAGAUGGCAGCGGAGAUCCGUUCCCGGUCUCCGCGCGGUCCCGUUCUCCUUACUAAGAUUCCCGGGCACAGGGAACAGGUGGCUGCGGCGAGUUUGAUUCCUCGGGAGGAUGGAGUUAUCACGGCCAGCGAGGACAGGACUCUGCGAGUAUGGCUCAAGAGAGACAGCGGACAGUACUGGCCAAGCAUCUAUCACACAAUGUCAUCUCCCUGCACAGCUCUGAGGUACCAUCACGAGAGCAGGAAGAUUUUUGUGGGCCAAGAUACUGGUGCUAUAGUGGAAUUCCUUAUGUCUGAAGACUUCAACAAAAUGAAUUUUAUAAAGACGUACCCAGCGCAUCAGAACCGGGUGACCGAAAUCAUCUACUCUCCGGGGACCCAGUGGGUGAUCAGUACAGGGCAUGAUAAAUGCCUCACAUGGAUGUGCACUGAGAGCGGGGCACAAAUGGGCAGACACAGCUUUGCAUCCUGGGCUUCCUGCCUACAGUAUGACGAAGAUACAAAAUAUGCCUUUGUGGGAGAUUUCUCUGGCCAGAUCAAUCUGCUCAAGUUGGAGCAGAACAGCUGUUCUGUGAUAUCAACACUUAAGGGGCAUGAAGGAAGCAUUUCCUGUCUGUACUGGGAUCCAGCCCAACGAUACCUAUUUUCUGGAUCCUCGGAUCACAGCAUUAUCCUGUGGGACAUUGGAGGGCGACAAGGAAGGACACUGAUCCUCCAAGGACACCAUGAUAAAGUACAGGGGCUGACUUACAUACAUCUGACACGGCAGCUGGUCUCCUGCUCAGCGGAUGGCGGCAUCUGUGUCUGGAAUAUGGAUAUUGAUAGAGAAGAGGCACCUCAGUGGCUAGAGAGCGACUCCUGCCAGAAAUGUUCCCAGCCGUUCUUCUGGAAUAUAAAGCAGAUGUGGGAUGCAAAGACAGUGGGGUUGCGUCAGCACCACUGCAGGAAGUGUGGUCAGGCUGUGUGUGGAAAAUGCAGCUCUAAGAGAUCCAGCUACCCUAUUAUGGGAUUUGAGUUUCAGGUGCGGGUCUGCGAUUCCUGUUAUGAGACCAUCAAAGAUGAGGACCGAACGUCACUGGCCACUUUUCAUGAAGGGAAGCACAACAUCUGUUUCAUGACUAUGGAUGUAUCUAGAGGGCUGAUGGUGACCAGUGGGACUGACCGCAUUGUAAAGAUCUGGGACAUGACUCCAUCAGUUGGCUGCAGCUUGGCCACUGGCUUCUCUCCUCGUUGACACAAAGACUUCCAUUUGCUAUAAACAAUGCUAUAAACAACGCACCUUAUGUACAGAUGUGUACACACAGGCUAACACCCCUCAGGCCACUGUCUACCUGCGCCCCUUGUAUUACAGCUCCUUUUGAACUAAAGCUUUGUAUCAGCCAAUGUGGAAAAUGCUUCCAGCCCAAGGGUUGAUUUACAGGGAACCAUCUGCUAGCGAUCUUUGUUCUGUAUAUGCAUUGCAGGGUUAACUAGAAAUAAUUAUUAGUGGCAAAGAGUAUAUUUAAUAUCUAGCCUAAAAGAUAGUCUCCACUUUAAACCUGGCCUCUGAAUUUCUUUCUAGGCCACAUGAAUUCCUUUCUGCGUGCAGUUUAACUGCUGUUGUUUACAAAGCACUACAGGAUGUUAGGUGUCUCGGUAGCACUAGUUGGAAUGGAAGACUUUUAGUUUAGGAACAUUUGUAACUCAAAAAUAUUGUCCGACCUAUGAAGUCUUAACCAGCGCAGUUUUAUAUCCUAGCUUUUAGUUGUGUGUCUCUCUCUCUACAGGUGCGUUUUUACUUGUUCAAAAUAUUAGAAAAAAAUGUGCAUUAACCUUUUCUCAUCUGAUCAGUUUUCUGAUAAGCAGGACCUGGACCAUCUCCUUUCUACACAGACUACAUGCAUAGUUGCAUUCGAUAUAAGUUGGCUGGUUUAUCAGAACUCUGCCUUGCCCACUGGCAGUAACAGGCUUCAGAUAUCCAGAGAAAAUGAACAGUUGCCUAUUGAUUGGCUUUUCUUUGUCUACAAACUAUGAUUGUUGUUUCUUAAUGUCUUCCUUUUGAUUCUGUGUUCUGUAUUCCUUUAUAACAGUUCUGGCACCCGAAGUGGUGUACGUUUGAGUUAUGUCAAACCUACAGGAGUACAAGCAUAAACAGUAUGGGGUGCUGGCAGUUGUAGUUAAAAGGCUGCGGGUUGGAUGUUCUUAGCCCAACAUAAUGUUACACAAGGACCUGUUUAUAAAUUAGGGAAAUAUGUCCGUUUAAAAGGUUUUUAUUUUCAUAUUUUUUCAAAAUACUUAUCCACUGCUGAACAAAAAGCUAAUGUCAGACCUGUGGGAAUUUGGCUGGUGGAGCACAUCAGGCUGAAAACCAGUGGGAAUAGGUGGCUGUUAGUAAAGAAAAAGUACACAAGUGAGUUUUGGGUGUGUAAACUGCCAGCUAUAACAUUAACCAACUGGCAGCUGGCACUUGUAUAAGUGCAUAUAGUUAAAAUUAAAUGUAGGUGUUUGGACUGUCCCAUGAGAGGAUCUCCCUUUCUUAUUUCUACCAUAAUCCUAUAUAACCUCUAUACUAGUGGCACUGUCUCCAUCUAAUAGAGAGAGAGGGCCCUGGAUGUUAACUUCUUUCUUGGGUCCUGUAAAGCCCAGUCUGACAUUGUAUGGAGAAAGCAGUAGCAUUCACAAAAACAUUGAGAUUUCUAUAGCACAUUAGUUACCCUUUAAGUGCUAAACGUGCCACUUGCUAAAGAAAGUUCUCGGUCUCAUUAAAAGUGCAGGCAGCUGUGCUUUGUUUUUAUUUUCUUUAGCCCAUUAAUAGCAUUGAGAGCGUACAAUCCAUAACCAUGUAAUCCUAUCAUUUGCACUCACUGUAAUCAGCUGUUCCAAUUUGUCAUUGUGUUAAAGUGCUCAUAGAUAGAUCUCUCCAUUUAGUACAAGGCACCCAGGGGUAUAAUUAUAGAGGAAGCCGACUCUACGAUCGCCGGGGGCCCAGGAGGCCACACUAUACAGCCUGUGUGUGUGAAUCGCGAUGAAGGAAUCUGUCAGGGGAAAAAAAUGCAAAUAUCUUUCUAUAGAUAAAAUACCUGCCAGUGCUGGUCCUGUAUUUGCAUCUAUUUUUUCUGUAUUUUUCUUAAGAGAAAGCACCUGUCUGGCAAUCAGUCAUUCUGUCUGUGUUCUCAGCAGACGGACUCGUGUGCAUCACCUCAUUCCGUUAUAUGAAGUCCAACUGAACCGGUGAAUGCAAAAGACCACUAAAUCUGAUUAGCUGUGUUCAGUAUAUAUGUGAGCUUGUAUGUUCUCUGAUUGUUUAUGGAGCUGUAAAGUAAGUGCCCUCUACUUGUGAUUUAAAGAGAUACCUCCAUUCCUAGCAAUAGGUUUAUUGUGCCGUUAGUGUGACCAGCUCUACUCCCCACACUUGUUCCACGUAUGGUUUGAAGAUCUUUUUUUUCAGCUGUGCUUUCCUCUGUACCCUAGCAACUGAAUCAUGAUUUGCUAUUUAGUAUAGCAAAAGUGUUUCUUCUUAUUUACUGUCAAAUUAUGUUUUUCUAAUAAAAAUGUUGCCUUACUUUCCAUUA